This is a messenger RNA of Bursaphelenchus okinawaensis, 3238 nucleotides long. Lineage: Eukaryota; Metazoa; Nematoda; Chromadorea; Rhabditida; Aphelenchoididae. The record is from the annotation of a GenBank genome assembly.
AUGAUACGACAAUUGACCAGAUCGUUACGACCAUUUUAUGGCCGAUUAUAUUAUUCUACGGCUUCUCCAAAGGUUUUGACAGAGGAAAAAGAGGCCGAAGACGUAAAUUUCGACAGUUUUAUGGAUGAUCUAGUUCAAGAAACGGUUCAUACUGCUCCUAAUGAUCACGCAAAAACAAGAAAGAUUUAUGCUUUAAGUUUCCAGGAUUUGAAAACGGUAAGAUUGUGCUUUUGUUUUAACUUUGGGUUUAGGAGUUCAAUCUUCGUCCACCAAGAAGCGAAUGGGAAUUAGUGACGUUUCUGGACUAUUUGGUGGCUUUGAACAAGAAGGAUAAGAAAAUUAAAUAUCAAGAAUGGUUAAAAAGGUAAGUGAUCGGAUUUUUAAUAAAUGUUUUGAUGUUUAGGGCUAUUUUGAGUUGAAACAUCAGCUUUGAUGAAUAACAUAACAUAUUUUGGUGUUAAACACACUUUAUGAUACAAUUUUUGCACAAUAUUUAUAAAAAACUGUCUUGCCAUAACUGCAAGUAUACUUUACUUUGAUUUUUUUUCUAAAAAUACAUUUUAUUCAAUUAAAAAAUGACAUUUUUAGCGAAGAACUAGCUUCAAGCCUUCACGCAAAACUGAUGAGUCCUGAAGCCGCUCCAAAUGCUGUAGUAUCAGCCUUAGCCGGUCUUCUAACUUUAUAUUGUCCGCCAAAGGAUUCAGAAGCUUCAGAUGGUCUAGUUGAUUUAAACGUGGCACUAGAAAAGAUUGUCAGUUUAGUGGAAGAGAUGGUGAAGACAACCCCUUCAAAAUUGGACAUUCAUUCGCUUUUAACACUACUUUUGGCAUCUAAACAUACUGUCUAUAAGCUGCCUGACGGUUUUAGGGAGUCGAUUAUUCAGUUGUUACCUAAAAAGAUUGAGUAAGUUUGAGUUUUUGAUAUUUUGAAAGGGUUUCUUUGAGUUUUUUGAAAGUUUGCGUUGAAAGCUGAGAUAUUUAACUGUUUUACAUUAGAACGAAAGUUUUUUGUUUUUUAAAUGGUUAAAAUGGUGUUAUGUUAUAGAGACAUUGCCCAGCCAGCAGUCUUAUUGAACAUUUUUGAAGUUGACGAGCUGAUCAAGAACAAUAUAACUUUGGACAAAAUAGAAGGAAAAAUUGAUGAAUUGCUGUCGAUUAUGAACACUGGAGAACUGGUUUCAUUAUUUGCUGUACAUGUCAAAGUACGGAGGAACGUGAAAACACUUUCUAGGAUUGCUGAAGCUAUCAGAACGUAGGUUCAUUUAUAAAAAUUGAGAUUUAUAUUGUUUUAGGUUAGUGUUUUAAUGCUUUUUAUAACUUUAUGUCUUGGAAAGUCUUAUAAAUUUAAAAAAUUUGAUUUUGGACAAGCUUUUAUGUUAAUGUUGUUCAGAAAAGGUACAUUAACGGCGAAUCAAUGUGGAAAACUCCUCACCUCAAUGGACUUACUCAGCUUUUAUCACCCGAGAUUGUUAGCAUUUGUCCAAAACCAAAUUAGCCAAUCACUGCACGAGAUUACUCGCUGGAACGUAUUCAACACCAUCGUAUAUUCGCUAGCCAAAGUCAAAGUCAACAACCCCCACUUAUGGUACUAUUUAGCACAAUGGACCAACAGUCAUGCGAGAACAGCUGAUGUCAGUCAACUAUCUAUGGUAUUGUCAUCAUUGGCUAUGAUAAAUAUACCGCCAGAGCUUGUGGAGGUGUCUACGAAGAAAUUGGCAGCGAUUUUGAAGACGGAACGUGCCAGAAGUCCUGGGGUCUGGUUGAAUACGUGUUACUCUUUGGCUAUGUUAAGAUGUUUGCCUGCUCGAUUUGGGGAGACUUUGUUGGAAUUGAGUUUCCUCAGUGAAUUGAGCAAAAACUGGUAAGGAUUUUAGUAUUUUGAUGAAGGUUUGUCGGCUUUUUGCGUUAGAAACAAGGAUCUUGAACGCUAAUUUCUUGUUUUUUUUAGCAGUGAAGAGCUACGGUUAUUCCGGGUUAUUAAAGUCUUUCAUGUAGCCAGCUACUUGAAAUACGAUUUGAAUCUUGAUGUAAAAGUACCACAAGACGUGUUAAAUUUGAUCAACAGUAAGGUAAGCCUAUUUCUGCGAUGUUUUAUUGGAAAUGAAGAUUGUUACAAGGCUUAUUGCGUCAUUUUAAGGCUUAUUUAAGUGCUGUUAGGCUUAUAACGCCAAUUUUAGGCUUAUUUAUGUGCUGUUAGGCUUAUGACGCUACUUUUAGGCUUAUUUUUGUAGGACUAGGCUUAUUUCUGUGCGGUUAGGCUUAUUGCGUCACUUAUAUGCUUGUUUAAGUGCUGUUAGACUUAUGAAGCCAAUUUUAAAUCUUUUUAUGUGUUGUUAGGCUUAUGACGCCACUUUUAAGCUUAUUUUUGCGUGCUUAGGCCUAUUUAUGUGCGGUUAGGCUUAUUGCGUCAUUUAUAGGGUUAUUUUUCUGCGGUUAGGCUUAUUGCGUCACCUUUAGGCUUAUUUAAGUGCUGUCAAGCUUAUUACGUCACUUUUAGGUUUAUUUCUGUGCGGUUAGGUUUAUGACGCCACUUAUAGGCUUAUUUCUGUGCGGUUAGGCUUAUUGCGUCACUUAUAGGAUUAUUUAAUUGCUGCCAGUCUUAUGACGCCACUUUUAAGAUUACUUUUGCGUGCUUAGGCUUUUUGGGUUAUCUCUAAGCUUAUUUUUUUUUAUUUCCUUAAUUAUUUCUAUUUACUUUUUGACCAAUGUAACAAGAUCAUUACACGUUCACUAACUAAAAUAUGAACCAUAUCUUUUAGCCAAAAGAAAUGCUGAUAACCAUGCGACAUCGCAAAAACGUGGAAGCUGAAGUGCUCAACUUCAACAACAACCUCUUCUUAAUCGCACCCAAGGAGACUCACAUCAAACCACCUCACAUCGAACUCAACACUGGUGCCUACGUGGAUGCGGUCGUGUAUGUGGACGAAACAACCAAGAAGCUAGUGCCAAUUAAAGCGGCCGAAACCCGAAACGACCUCACCAAAGUUGCGAUUAUUUACGCGACCUACAACUUGUUAACCAAACCUGACCUCGACGAACGAGCACCGGUCAGGCUAAGUGGUGACAUUGCCAUGAAUGUGCGUCAUCUUCAGAAGGCCGGCUACAGGACGGUCGUGCUGACCAAACAUGAAAUGGCACAAAUGACAGAAGGACUGGAACAGGCCAAAUAUCUGAAGAAAGCGAUUCAAGAGGGACAGGAGUUGAAGUUGACUCCUGAUUUGACUGUUUUUCAAAAUUGA